Closterium sp. NIES-65 is the source of this 2952-nucleotide messenger RNA. The record is from the annotation of a GenBank genome assembly. Lineage: Eukaryota; Viridiplantae; Streptophyta; Zygnematophyceae; Desmidiales; Closteriaceae.
AUGCUAAAUGUCCCAGCGAGUGGGUCUGCUGAGGAACGCAACAGGCGGCGAAAGUCCCGAUUGCUGCAGCGUCGCUCCGAUUCUGGCACGGAUCCUCUUCCUAACGCGUAUAAAUCUGGAUCAACAGCGCCAGUUAGGUUCCGCCCAUACCCACCCCCGUCGCCGACGUCGUCCGAGGAAGCGCAUGCGCGGCGUGUCCUUGCGGAAGCGAUGGCCCAUGACUGGCGGCAUCCGGAUAGCGGCGGAGCGAACGGAGUGGGUGGAGAAAAGGAUGAGAAGAAAUUGAAUAUCCCCGAUCAGGUGGUUUCUAAGUUGGAAUCGUCGCGCUCUGGGGGAGAGGAGGCAUGCGCGCACGAGCGGCGGGGUUCUGGCAGCGCGGUAGCAGGCAUCGUAUGGCAGGCGGAAGGCUCAGCGGAAGGUACAGCGGAAGGCGCAGCGGAAGGAACAGCAGAAGGCGCAGCGGAAGGAACAGUGGAAGGCGCCGCGGAAGGUGCAGCGGAAGGCGCAGCGGAAGGCGCAGCGGAAGGAACAGCGGAAGGCGCAGCAAAGGGAGCGGCGGAAGGAACAGCAGAAGGUGCAGCGGAAGGAGCAGCAGAUGGAACAACAGAAAAUUCAGCAGAAGGAGUAGGGGGCAGCACACAAGCAGGAGAGGCGGGGACUCCCCAGCAGGAGCGGAUGCAGGCGGACGCGGACGGGGGUUCGAGCGGGGAAGCUGUAGGGGAUGGAAGCAGGGAAGGAAGGGGAAGGGAGGUGGCGGGUGGAAGAGACUUGCGCGAGCAGAGCGAUCCAGGUACAGGCGGGGACAUCAGCACAGGCAGAGAGGAGGGUGGGAUUGGCUUUGAGGUUACGGAUACGAAUGAGAGUGAUGGUGACGGUGCAGGCGGUGUGCUGUUCGGCGGGAUGCUGCUGUGUUCUCUGCAACCGCAGGAUUUCACUCUGAGUGCUCACCUGAGGGAGGCAGCAGCCCUUCAGCGGCAGCAGCAGCAGUGGCGGCAGCAGUGGAAGCAGCAGCAGCAGAAGCAGCAGCAGCAGCAGCAGCAGCAGCAGCAGCAGCAGCAGCCACAUCAGCUACCCUUGCAGGAGGAGAAGCAAGGGGAGCCGCAGAAGCAGCAGCAGCUGGGUAGGGGCAAGCGCCAUUGUCCUGGGAGGAGUGAGAACAGGAAGUGGAGGCGAGUUGGGCUGGCAGCCUUGGAAGGGGGGCCGCUUGAUUUGUGGUCACGGAAGAGAAUGGAGGGAGGGGGGAAUGAGCAUGGAGAGGAAAGGGAGGGAGAGCAGCAGAUGAAGGGGAAGCGCAAGAGGGAAGGAGUUUGCGAGGAGGAGGAGGAGGAGGCGGCGAUAGAGGUGGGGGAGAAGGAGGGGGAGGAGGGGGAGGAGGGGGAGGUCGAGGAGGAGCAUGAGGAGGAAAAGGAGGUUGCGGUGGAGGAGGAGGAGGAGGAGGAGGAGGAGGAGGAGGAGGAGGAGGAGGAGGAGGAGGAGGAGGAGGAGGAGGAGGAGGAGGAGGAGGAGGAGGAGGAGGAGGAGGAGGAACAGGAGGAGGAAGUCGAGGGGAAGGAGGUGGAAGGGGAGAAGGAAGAGACAGGGGAGGAGGAGGAGGAGGAGGAGGAGGAGGAGGAGGAGGAGGAGGAGGAGGAGGAGGAGGAGGAGGAGGAGGAGGAGGAGGAGGAGGAGGAGGAGGAAGAGGAGGAAGAGGAGGGGGGGUGGGGAGGGGAGGAGGAGGAGGAGGUGGUGGUGGUGGUGUUGGUGGUGGGGGUGGGGGGGAUGGAAAUGGAGGCGGGCGACGAGGAGGAGGAAGCGGAGGCGGCGGAAGACGGCGCGGCGACGGCGGGGGGUGGUCGGCGGAGAGGAGGCGGAGCGGCGGGGGCGGGGGCGGGGACGCGCGGAGGGGCUGCGCGGAUGCGGAUGCGGAGAAACCGACAGGCGGCGGCGGCUGCUGCGGCGGAGGAGGAGGGGAAUGCGCAUCGGGAGCGCGGGGGAGGGCGGAGAGAGGAGGAGGAAGAGGAGGAGGAAGAGGCGGGAGCGGGAGCGGAAGGCCGGCGGGAUCGCAGGAGACGAGAAAGAGAGGCACGGCGACAGGCGGAGGCAGCAGCGCGGGAGGCGAAGGAGGAGAAGAGGGACGCAUACGCGGAGAGACAGAGGCAAAAGGAGGCGGAGAGGGAGGCCGAGGAAGCAAAGAAGGCGCAAGAGGCAGCGGAGGAGGAGGUGCGGAGGCAGAGGGAGGCGGAGGCGGAGCUGGAGUCGUGGAAGGGGAUGUUUUCCGUGGAGGGGGAGGGCACGGUGGAGGGGGACGAGCAGCAGGAGAGCCAGGGGCUGCUGGGGGAAUUCACAGACUACAUCCGCCGCCACAAGUGCGUGUUACUGGAGGACCUGGGAGCGCGCUUUGGGCUGCGAGCGGUGGUGAGUGGGUGGGAAUGGCGGGCGGGAAGGGGAGGCGUGUGUCAGGACAGGAGUGCUGCUAGGAUGCUGCUAGGGAGGAGUGAUGGACGACCGAGGCAAGUUCCUCCCUCCCAAACCCCCCCCCCCCCCUCUUUCCUCCUCCCCCUCCUCUCUUCCUCCUCCCCCUCCUCUCUUCCUUCUCCCCUCCUCUCUUCCUUCUCCCCUCCUCUUUUCCCUCUCCCCUCCACAGGGCGCAUAUCAGGAGUGAUGGACGACCGAGGCAAGUUCAUAUUCAUCUCCCCAGACGAGAUGAAGGCUGUAGCGAGCUACAUCCGGGCAUCGGGGCGAGUGAGCAUUGCGGAUCUAGCAGCGCGGUCCAACGAGCUCAUAGACCUGGACGCUAAAGGGGAGGACGAGGAGAAUGGGGAGGGGGGUGAUGGGGCGGGAGAUGGGAAUGCGGGAGGGGGUGGGAUUUCGUGGGAGGAUAUUGCAGUUGAGGAGGCGGUUGGGGUGGAGGGGGGAGGGGGUGGUGGUUGGGUGGAGGUGGGUCAAGAGCAGGUGUCUGUGGGUGCUGCAUGA